AAGAGCAGGAGAGACAUCCUGAGGUCCACCAAGAGGACAUGGGCUCCCCUGGAUGAGCAGCUGCCCCCUGGCUCUGAGGAGGAGAGCCACAGUCUCACCACCCCCAUGCUGGAAGAUUCCAAACAAGAAAGUAUUCCGCACUGGCUGGACUCUGGAUUCUUUGUCUCUGUAAAUGAAAACCUUCAGCCAGUCAUCAGCCACAUUGUUCCUUUUCAUGAACAAGGAAUGGUUCAAAUGACUGUGAAAGACUACACGAGAUCUCUGCAUCAGUUUUUAGAAACUCCCACGCUCUCCAGAGGGACCAGUUUCAACUCUUGCCAUUCUGCUGCAAGUAUACCACAAAGCAUUCCUGAAUGGCUGGAAUUUUGGGAAAAAGAUCCAGUGGAGAUUCUCUUGGAUCUGGGGUUUGGUGCUGACGAGCCAGACAUCUACACACGAAUCCCAGCCAGAUUCCUGGGUUGUGGCUCAGCAGCCAGAGGAAUCAACAUCCGUGUUUUUCUUGAAGCUCAAAAACAGCGAAUGGACAUUGAGAACACUAACUUGUACAGCCGUUUCUAACAGCUGGAAAUAUUGGAUCAUGUGGCCAGUGCUUUCUCAUCUUUGCUGAAUGAUGUCAGCAUCCUGCAGAACAAAGCUGAAGAGGAAGAUGAAGGAAAAAGUGUGCAAAGAACCUCAGUGAGUGAAGCCAAGGAGCAUCGAAGAAGAAUGGGUGAACUUUUUGGGAAUGGUUCAAAGCAGAACACUAGAAGGGAUGAUAGGCUGGGAGCAUCACAGUCAUUGAAGAUGAGAAACAAAUUUUCCAUCGUCUCUGCAGAAGCAGGGUGUGGAGCAGUUGCCAUGACAAACAAACACGACCAAAGUCAUUUGUCUCUUUCAGCAGAGCACUGGUCUCUUCAAGGCUGUGAUGACUUGACACCUUGUGAUCCUCCCCAAGCUCUUCUGAGCAAGCAGUGGCCUCACUCAUCCAUGCUGGCCAAGCAGGCUCCGCCUUCCUGUGUGUCUGAGGGGUCAGUCAAGGACAGAACUCAAAAGGAGAACUCACUUCAGACUAACAAACUCAAGAGCUUGUCUUGUCUUGCAGGCAAAGCACCAGACUCCUUCAAAAUGGAAGAGGUCCAGAGCUUUGAAGAAGAGGCUGGUAAUCCUCUUGACAUGACCUCAGGAACUGUAGGUAAGAAUUCAUCAAGAGCAAACAGCUGCCAGGCUGACAGCAGCAGGUUCCUGGAGGAACCACCACCCCUGCAGAUACCCUGCUUGUCAAGCUACCAGAGUCCUGCUGAGAAUGGAUAUAGAAAGCCAAGGAAUCAGAGCCACAGCUUACAGUCAUCCCAGGACUGUCAGCAAGAGUCACAGGAGUCUGAUUCCAAGAGCAUAGUGAGGACAUCCUUUUCAAGUCAAGACUGGAGUGUCUUGGAAGAAAAAGCCUCAACCUCUGUGGUAGAGAAAGAGUCUCAGUCUGAGGCCAUGGACGGGCCCCCAGAGCUGUUGACCCAAGAUCUGGCCCUUGAUAAAACCACCCCUAGGGGAGAACCCCCAAGGAAAAACAGCCAUCUGUGGCAGCAUCCGCCUGUGCCCCAGACUGAAAAUGAGGCCAUUGUAGGCAUGGUUACCUCCAAAUAUGAUUGCCCUCUGGGUCUUAUGGUGAUGCACAUCACAGAAGUGAAGGAUGGGUUCCUGAGGCCUGAACGAGCUGGGGCAGUAUAUGUGCAAAGCCACCGCUGUGAGUCUCAGAGGUCACCUGGAAUUGAUCAUGCUCAAGACAAAUCCUUUCAUGUUGACUCGGAGGCCCCAAGAGAACAGAAGGCGGUUAAACUCUGUCCUGAUAUUAACAACGCCUUACUGAUGAAAAAAAGUGUCCCACAGCACGUCCCCAAGCCCAGUGAAGCCAUGCCCUACACAGGCGACCUUGUCCAAAUAUCUGGGAAGUCCAUUCCCCAUCUAGAUUAAGUGGCUGGCGAUACUCCCCAAGUGAGGCCAAGGUGUAGUGCUUUGGGUCAAAUACCACCUAGGGCAGAAUCUGAGAUGGGAAACCUUCCUCCAGAUGCUAAGGUAAACGCUGUUAGCUCCAAGUCCGUGAUAAUCCAGAUGUUCUCCAAACUGGCAACAGCUGCUCAGAGUGCUGUGGUCUUGGGAACGGAUUCUAGAGAAGCAACUUUAGAAUGCACUACGUGUGACCCUGUUACCACGGCAGAACCAGGACUGGGAACAGAAGCAAGACAACUUAACACAUGUGAGCCUAGGCCCUGGCAUUGCUGUUCAGCUCCGAGUAACAAGGCCCAGCCCCUCACCAUAUCUGCCUCUGCAGACACAUGUUUCCCUGGUCUCUACCCAGGGGGCACCUGCCAAGCUGUGCCUGCCCACCGUGGUGGCUGCUGUCACCGCCAUCUCCCCUGCCACGUGGCGAGGCAAAGGCCCAGCUCUGUGUCUUCAGCCUGUAGGCACUGCUCAUGCUCACAUAACCAUCUGGAAGCCCAGUUCCUGAAGACUUUGAAAGUCCUUCAGGACUCCACAGUGAGGGAGCUGUGUUCUUGCACAGUCCAUGAGAUGGAAACAAUGAAGACGGUAUGCCAGAGUUUCCGGAAGCAUUUAGAAGAAAUUGAGCAGCACCUUAGAGAACAACAGGCACCCUUUUCCAGGGACAUGUCAGAGGAGAAAAGGGAGGAGGCUGAACAAUUGCAAACUUUACGCGAAGCCCUGCAGCAGGAGUUGGAGGAGCUAGAGUUUCAACUAGGAGACCAGGCUCAGCAAAUUCGAGAAGGAAUGCUAUUGCAGCUUGAGCUUCUCACAGGGGAACCACCUGAACACUACACAAAUCUGCAUCAGUAUAACUGGACCAAAGAAAAGAAUGGCCAGACUUCAUGUGCUAAGAUCCACCCCUCCAUGGCCCCUGGGGCUGCCUUUCCUCCAUCCACCUUGGGGAGUAGCACCAGGAUGUCUCCUCCAGCCUGGGCAGAAUCAGAUCCAGCCUCUCUGUCAAAUUGUCCUAUUGGAGAAAAGGAUACAGAUGUCUUCCUCUAG
This is a messenger RNA of Balaenoptera ricei (Rice's whale), 3018 nucleotides long. RefSeq names its product ITPR interacting domain containing 1 (gene ITPRID1). Lineage: Eukaryota; Metazoa; Chordata; Mammalia; Artiodactyla; Balaenopteridae. Gene Ontology annotation, molecular function: signaling receptor binding. The record is from RefSeq and is a predicted model, not a curated record.